Messenger RNA from Strongylus vulgaris, 339 nucleotides. NCBI's taxonomy places the organism in Eukaryota, Metazoa, Nematoda, Chromadorea, Rhabditida, Strongylidae. The record is from the annotation of a GenBank genome assembly.
AUGCGGGUAUCUAUAUACACAACUUGUCGACGAUUUGCAUCGUCCUCACCCAAAGACAUGUAUGACGCUAUAGUUAUCGGUGGAGGUCAUAACGGACUAACUGCUGCCGCCUAUCUAGCCCGGGCGGGGAAAAAAGUCUGUGUUCUCGAAAGAAGGGAAGUGCUUGGUGGAGCUGCAGUCACUGAGGAAAUACUGCCAGGCUUCCACUUUUCUCGUGCGUCCUAUCUUCUCAGUUUGCUUCGCCCAAUAGUUAUCCAGGAUCUGAAUCUGAAGGCGACACUCGGCACUGAUGGAGUCAUCGGAUUUGCAGCCAGUCCAUACGAUGUCGGAACGGGGUAA